Zymoseptoria tritici IPO323 is the source of this 564-nucleotide messenger RNA. RefSeq lists its product as uncharacterized. The record is from RefSeq and is a predicted model, not a curated record. The transcript is spliced from 3 exons. Bases 1 to 564 code for a protein of 187 amino acids. NCBI's taxonomy places the organism in Eukaryota, Fungi, Ascomycota, Dothideomycetes, Mycosphaerellales, Mycosphaerellaceae.
AUGCACUUUCAAACAGCCUUGCUCCAUCUCCUGGGGGCUUCCUUCGCAGCGGCCUACGCUGUUCAGCCCGCCGGCUCCAGCGAGAGCAUCCAUGUGUUCUCAGACUAUGCCGAUAUGGAUGUCCACGCUCUGCACGUUCAGACACUGUUCGAGACUCUUGGUGGAACAUUCAGAUUCCAGACCGAAGACGGCCGGUACACUUCUAUCAGCGCGAUACACCUGUACAAGGAUGCCAGCAAGUACUCCGGCGGCGGCGGCAAUGAGACGAACCGCUUCAUGCAGGAUGUUAACGAUGCUUUCAGUCUGGACGAUCGAAGCGUCGGACAAAUAGAAGCUCGCGCUCCAAUCCAAGUCAACAGCCGAACAUGCGCCAAAGAAGGCCAGCACGGCGACUACGCCAUCGCGGCCGCCGCGCAGCGGAACGCGAAUGCCAAAUUCUGCCACUUUCUGGACACGGUGACGCCCUCCUUCUGGGCCGUGGUCGGUCUGACCUUCUCCAACGUGGCGCGUGGCACCAGGGCGUCGCCGGCCCAGUUUGCUUGCCAAGGCGUUUGUACCUUAUAG